UGCAGCUGAUUGCAGACCACGCCCACAUUCACCAUGUUGCUCCAUUAUUUCUGAGACCAGGAAGUGUCGGCAAGUUUCACCAAAACCAAUCAGAGAUGAAGCUUCUGACAACCGCCCUCGUCAUCGUUCUUCUGUCUACAGCAGCCUCCGCUAAGCCGAUUAGUUCGCGUCGGCAUCACGACGCUGACAUCGCUGACAACGACUUGAUACAGGGACGGCGGGAAGGGGGUAACAGGCGGUCUCAGGGGUCUAGCGAAUCUUCUAGCGAUGAAGACUCGUCAUCAGAGUCCUCGGAGGAAGUCAGGGAUCUGACCACUACAGUCGUGACCACCACUGCCGUGAGAACCGUUACCACAGUAGCAGGGAGUACACCCACCCCUGGGCCAGACACGAUGAGUACAGACGAGCCAACUGUGACAAGGACAACGCCCCCACCAGCAACAACGCCCCCACCAGCAACACCGACCGCACCCAUUGUUGCCACGUCAACUGGCGAUGUGACUGAUUGUGUUACCGUGGAUAUUCCAACAACAGCUCCCGUCACAGAAAACAGAGGAGACAACUAAACAACCGUCAUUCCAUUAACCGACUGCAAACAACAGCUAACCACAUGCCUAUUUAAAAUGUGUAGUUUUCUGUGUGUAGUUGCAAAAGUUAAACCUUUAUAAAUUCAUAAACAAAAAGGGCAACAUGCGAGUACUUAAUGAGGCCAGUUUGAAAUUAGAAGAUCAUCUAGACUAGUGUUCCUUAAACUUUUUCAGACCAAGGACCACUUACUCAAUACAAAAAAAUUCCCGGACCAUCUAACUGCCAAAGUAUCCCCAAAAACAAUAGGCCCGAUGAAAUGUCAGUUUUGCUAACGGAUUGCCUUUGUUGCUAUCUUAAUGAGGAAGAAUGAUGCUGCGUAUGCUGAGACAUUACAGAAAUCAAUCCAUCUUUUCAGUUGACAAUAACCGUGAACUUUAUCUCUCCGUAUUUCCUGUAAAUGUCACGCUGAUCAUUUGCGAUGUAAAUUGGAGGCAGUGUCGCAAAACGGUCGGCUGCAUUGCUGAAGUCCGACAACACAGCAAAAUAGCCAAUUUGACUAGACAUUUAUUUAAUAUUGGAAAAAAAACACAGUGAGUGCUCCUCACUAUUAAGGAGUCUACACAUGAUAAGCAAUUUGCUCUCUGCGCACCGCUAGGUAGGGCGCAGCGCAGGUAUUCGUCAUCGAGGAUGGCAAGGAAGCGAUUUCCCGUUACUAGGUAAAGACAGCUGUUGUCUCAUUGGUUGCGCUUUCGAAAGGUCUGCGGCAACUAGGUAAAUAAUUUCAACUUUAAGUGCAGCGCACAGCGGCAAAUCCAAGCUCUCCUCAUAAUCAACGAAACUAAUACCUCUAAAUAACUAACAGUAUCACUAACUGCCUCAAGAUACACGUCCUUUAAUUACCUUUAGAUGCUUUACCCAAAAAUAUUAUAUUAAGGUAAUUUUUGAACAAAAAUAAGUGUAUUUUUUAAAUGCAAUUUGUUUUAAAUGUAUAUUUUUUGUAUUAUUAUUUAUCAUAGUCAGAAGAGUUAUCAUAGUGUUUUAGCCAUCAAAUAGCGAUGCUACAGAGCAGCUUUCACACAGGCCAGACCACAUAUACGUUGCAGCCUCUGAACACACACACACACACACACACACACACACACAGGUGAUUUCACUUAGCCUGGCUUAUUACACACUCUGCUCAGCUUGAAGGUGGGCCAGAGCAUUGAUGGGAAUGAAUUUGGUGACACAUUUUCCCUGCCCUAACAGGUGCAACAAAGCUAACAGGAGAAUAUUUCAAUCAAAGAAACAGUCAACACACCCAGACAGUCCUGGGAAGAGGUCUAAUCAGCCAGAUUACCUGGAAACCCAUGUGUGGGUGUUCAGAGCCUUAAAUAUAUGGUAAUAUUAUGUACACAAAUCUGUGGCUCAGUUAUGUUUACCUAAGUAUUAACUGAUCAGGAAAGUACAGGCAAGAUACUCUGCAAGAUUUCUGUACAAGCAUGUUAAAACAGGUCCAUAUUUAUAUUCCAGUGGAAUAAAAAGUCACCCGUCUGUGUCAAGCAUCCAGAGUAUUUAUCCCACAGCAGUGGUUUCAUAGACUGUGGAGGGUGUGUCUUGUUUGUCUCAUUCAGCAAACCUUACAAGACAAACUGAGUUAUUGCCCACAAGUGUUGGUGUAAUUAUGGGUUGUGAAUUCAAAUUUUCCCAAAUAAAAUAUG
Molecule: messenger RNA, 2228 nt
Organism: Perca flavescens (yellow perch)
Lineage: Eukaryota; Metazoa; Chordata; Actinopteri; Perciformes; Percidae
Gene: scpp8
Product: secretory calcium-binding phosphoprotein 8
Exons: 3
Coding region: 96-566 (156 amino acids)
Source: RefSeq, a predicted model, not a curated record